Chironomus riparius is the source of this 3075-nucleotide messenger RNA. The record is from the annotation of a GenBank genome assembly. Lineage: Eukaryota; Metazoa; Arthropoda; Insecta; Diptera; Chironomidae.
GAAAAUUUUACAGUGCUCGAGUAAUAAAAUUAAAGUUAAAAAAAUUAAUUCGAAGAAAUAAAAAAAAAGUUAAGUGUAUUUUUUUGUGUGUUCUAACAAGUGAAAAACAACAACAACAAAAAUUUCUAGUCAAUCGGAAUAAAAGCUGAAAAUAUAAAGCACUUGCCUGGGAAGAUUGCCAAUAAAUCUCAGCUCAUUACUUGAUAACUAAUACAAUAUUAAGGUCGUGUCGGUAUAAGAUUUGAGGAAUAAGAAGAAAAGUUUAUCUUCAGUUACUCUCUAUGACGUAGACAUUAGAACUGUCUUAUUUAAAUUAUAGAAAGUGAAUUUUAAGAAUAAAUAAAAAUAGGAUCAAAAAGGAAAUUUCGAAAAUCGACGAUGCCUGGCGGUAAUGCAAUUCAAUCGGACAUGCUGAGCGGAAUCGAAGAAGAAAGUGAUAUGUAUGAAGGCUUUGCGCCGCAUGUAGACUACGCAAACAUUCCCAUUUCUAACGAAAGCUCUCCAGCCAAAAAGCAACAAUUGAAAUCAUUCAAUGACAUAAAAGGUCUGAUUCAGCAAGGGAAAAAACGUGAAGUCAAACUCAUCAUUCGUGAAAAUGCAUGGCCCGUAAAUGCUACAAUCAGAAGUCAAUUAUGGCCGGCAUUGUGUGCGCAACAUCAGCACAGUAAAAGUACAUUGGAUGGCUACUAUUGGGAUAUGGUCAAUCAGGUAUUCGGAACAACAGAGCUACCUGAAAAGCCAAUCAUGCUUCCUCCAUUCGUCGACUCAUCUCAUUGCUUACCAUAUCAUCUUACGAAAAAAGGUAGAGCUGUGGCUGACCGAGUUGUCAGUGUAUUAGGAUUCAACAGUCCUGAUAUCACCUACAGUCCAUCUCUCUAUCCAAUAGCGUCUGUUCUUCUGCACUAUAUGUCAGAGGAGGAAUGCUUUCAUUGUAUGACCAGUUUGGUAGCAGCAAAAGACAAAGUGUUCAUAACACAAACUAAGUUAUUGUAUGAAGUCACAUGGAAGACUGUGAUGCAAAUUGCAAAGAAAUAUGCGAAAAAUUCUGUAUUAUAUCUUCAGCGAUUGUGUCAGGGUCAAAAAGCUGAGAGAUUAUUUACAGACUGGUGCUGGUGGAUACUCGGUGGACUGCCAUUUCCGCACUUGGUUCGUGUGAUGGAUUGCUAUUUUCAUGAAGGAAUUAAAGUAUUAUAUCGUGUGGCAUUAGCAAUAUUGAUUCUAUUUCAUAAACAUACACAAAAUUCAUCUGAAUGGGAUUCAGAUUCACUAAAAAAUGACAUCGACAAUGCAAUUCCAAAGUUUUGCAAACAAAUACCCGUAACUCCAUUAAAAUUAAUGCGAACUGCAUUCAGUAUUCGUGCAUUGAGUUCAUCAUACAUAACACGAGUAUUCAUAAAGACUGAGAUGCUAAUAAAGAGUAUGUCAGUACGUAGUGGAAACACGCAACUGAUAAGAUCACGAUCAACGGACAAUCUACCAACAAGUCAGUCGCAAAUUAACAUUCAAAUGAUGUCACACACGCUGACAAUAAGAGAACUUUUCACAUUGUGGUCAUGGCUGCCUGUAAGAAUAACGAUGUAUCAACCUGUAUUACUGUACACAACGGAAGAGCAUGGAUGUUCCUUGACAACAUUCUAUAUAAGAACUGAACAAUAUGAACCGACAUUACUCAUGAUAAAGACGUGUAAUAAUGAAGUAUUUGGAGCUUAUUGCUCAUCACGGUGGUAUGAACGGAACUUGAGAGAUGACAAAGGAAACAGACAAGCAUAUUUCGGAACUGGUGAAAGUUUUCUGUUUUCAUUAUAUCCAGAACGUGCUAAAUAUCCUUGGGUGGGAAUAGAUAGUGACAAAAAUGUUGACCAUUCCGCAGAACUUUUCAUGGCUGCUGACAAUAAAAUGUUGACAAUCGGUGGAGGUGAUGGACAAGCUAUUUGGAUGGACGAAAACAUAAGAUUCGGCAAGAGUGAUAAAUGCAAAACAUUCGAAAAUCCACCACUGUGUCCGUCAGGUGACUUUGAGAUUAGAGUGCUAGAGGUCUAUGGUUUCGUUGGCGUUUAAAGCUUAAGACAUGGAAUAUCUUUAGAAUAACUACAUUAAAUAUUAUUCAGUUGUCGUCAUUGCAUUAUACUGUGUAAUUGGAUUCAUGUUCUUCACACAACAAACAUUACAUUUAUUCGUGAGCUUUUUAAUAACGAAAGGAACCGCUUUUUCUGUCCGGAAUUCUUUAUGUCUAUGUUCAGCAGCACACAGCAAACGAACGAGAUGAAGGAAAUUGACAAAAACAUGCUUAUGUCCGUAAGAAAAAUCCUACAAUUUGGAUUCUUUCGUACAAAUUAUUAUACGAAGUUAUCGAGACGUUAUCAAAAAUUCAACGAAUUCAACGAAUUUUUUGAGGGAGAAAGUUUAAUUUUGUUAAUUUUGUGUUAUCGCAUUCCUGAAAAAAAUGCAUUGCAAUAGACUACGUAUAUAUGUAACAAUUAUUUUUGAGAGGUUGACAAAAAAAAUGAUGUUUUGUAAAAAUUUAUGUUUUUGAGAGAAAAUGAGUAAAACUGUUGGAAAUUAUUUAAUUUAACAAUGAUGGAACUUACACAAACGAGAGAGAGAAAAUAUAUAUUUAUUAUUAUUGAUGAAAAGGAUUAAGUUUUGGUUGACAAUUAUCUCAUAGUUUAUUUUCAUUCCAUUCUUGAAGCUAACUGGCUCUUUAGUGAAUUUUCGGAAGUAAUUUGAGAUACAUUUCGAUCAAUAUAUUGAUUUUUUUGCGCUUAUCAUUCCAAUGAACUCUAAAUUUCUAUGUAUUCUUGGAUUAUUGGGGGCUGUUGAGAUUAAUAUAGUGCGAUGGACUAAAAUUCAACGGAUUUCAAUACUUCAAAAAAUAACGGUUCUGAAAAAUUUAAAUGAACUGAACGAAAAUGAAUUUGGAUUACUGAACAACUGAGAAUUUGAAUUUCUAACGGUUUAAUUAAAACUCAAUGAAAAAUGAAACUUUUCAGGUUUCUUAAUUAAACUGAGUUUAUUGGAGAUUAAAUCCAAUCUUGGAAAGAGAAAAUCCGCACAAUUUUGACCUCAGCAAGCCUC